This is a messenger RNA of Dictyostelium purpureum, 3075 nucleotides long. RefSeq lists its product as uncharacterized. The transcript has 2 exons. The record is from RefSeq and is a predicted model, not a curated record. The coding region runs from base 1 to 3075 and encodes 1024 amino acids. Gene Ontology annotation, biological process: chromatin remodeling. Gene Ontology annotation, cellular component: nucleus. Gene Ontology annotation, molecular function: histone demethylase activity; DNA binding. Lineage: Eukaryota; Evosea; Eumycetozoa; Dictyosteliales; Dictyosteliaceae.
AUGAUAAAUAAUGAUACAAUAUCAAUUACAAGAGAUUUGGGAAAGGAAAAAAGUGAAUCUUUAAGUUCUAGAAAAAAAAGAGAUUUAGUAAACUGCUCAAAUUGUAGUAUUCAAUUACCAUUAGCAUCAUUCAAAUCACAUAUUAAUAUUUGUUCCUCACUUUACACCAAACCAAUCAUGACAGCCACCACAACAAGCUCUCUUUUAAAUGGAAACAAAGAUAAUGAAGAAUUUAACAGCAAUAGCAGCAACAACCCUAAUAAACAAAAUGGAAAUUCAGCAGCUACACCACCUUUAACUAGAAGAUCAUCAUUAUCCCCACCACCAGUAACAGCAAAAAAAACAAAUUUAACUCCAACUAAACAAUCACCAGUAAAACUAUCAAAAUCACCAACUUCAAUUAAAACUAGAACAAUGACAGGUAAUAUACCCCAACCAUUAUUCCUCCAAGAAGAUAGUGAUUUUAAUACAGACUAUAAAAUAAGUACACCAAAAAAAGAAAAGAAAACAGGUAAAAUGUCAGCAGCAAAAGAAUUAAAAACUAAAAAAGUUGUUGUUAGAAAAUCAAAAAUAGGUUCACCUUUAUCAAAAUCACCAACCAAAAAUACAACCCCAACUAAAUCCCCAACCAAAUCAACAACUCCAACUAAAUCACCAUUAAAAUCACCAUCGAAAACAAUAACGCCAACCAAAUCACCCAAAAAAGAAAUAAAUGGAGCAGCUUCAUCAGUUAGUCCUAAAAAGAGAAAACAUUCAAAUACCACAAAUGCAUCGAAAUCAAAAGACUGGUCAAAAAACACUACUAUAGAUUGGAAGAUACCAGAGGCACCAGUAUUCUAUCCUUCAAUUGAAGAAUUUAAGUCACCAUUAAAAUAUAUUGAAAGUAUUAGACCAAUAGCAGAGAAAUUUGGUAUUUGUAAAAUUGUGCCACCAUUUGAAGCCGAUUCAAUCAUGUCAAAUAUAGAUCCAAAGAAAUUUAAUUUUAAAACUAAAAUUCAAAAUAUUCAUCAACUCAAGAGAAGAUGGAAUGGCCCAAAUGAAUUGUUUGUAUCAGAUCUUGGAGAGUUUUUAGACAAACAAUCCAAUCCAAUUCAAUCAAUACCAAAAUAUGAUGGAAGAGAUUUAGAUUUCUAUUCAUUAUUCUUGGAGGUUAAUCGUUAUGGUGGUUGUAAUGAAUGCACUCAUACCAAUAAAUGGCCAGAUGUCAUCAAAGCUUUAAAGGUUACCGAUUUUUGCAACAAACCAAUUCAAACUUUAAAGAAUCUAUACCAUCGUUAUUUAGAUGAUUUCGAAGUUUACACAAGAAAUAAGUUUAUGGAAAAGCGAAAUAUUAAAUCUAAGGUUCAAAUAGAUGAUAAUGAAUUUAUCAAUGACAUAAUCGAAGAAUAUAAUCAAUAUAGUAAAUUUUAUAGUGACAUUGAAAAGGAUGGUUUAUUAAAAGACGAGGAUGAUGAUAGCGAGGAAGAAGAAGAAGAUGAUGAGGAGGCUGCAGAAGAAGAUGAGGAGGAGAUUGAAGAAAUAAAGGAAGAAGAGGAAGAAUUCAAAGAAGAAAAAAAUAAAAAAUUAAGGGUAUCAAGAGAAGAGAUAAAUAAUGAUGAUAACGAAUCAGAUACCAGCAGCGAAAGUAGUGAAAUACCUGAAUUUGGUUUUUAUGAAGGCAAUGUUUAUUCAUUAGAAGAGUUUGAAGUUUUGGCAAAUAAUUUUAGUAAGAAAUGGUUUCCACUCAACAAUAAUGAUCCAAAUACAGUUGAAAAUGAAUUUUGGCGUAUUGUUGAAAAAGGUGAUGAAAAUGUGCAAGUGCAUUAUGGAAGUGAUUUGGAUGUAACAACACAUGGCAGUGGUUUCUCAAGAACUUCAACUACCAACGGCCCAGACGAACAUUGGAACCUCAAUCAGCUACCAAAAAUGAAGGAAUCAUUGUUUUCACAUAUGACCGAAACGAUUGCUGGUGUUACUGAUCCAAUGAUGUAUAUUGGAAUGCUUUUUUCAUCAUUCUGUUGGCAUAAUGAAGAUAAUUAUCUCUAUUCAAUUAAUUAUCUUCAUAAAGGUACAUAUAAAACUUGGUAUGGCGUACCUGGCAGUGGUUCCGAAAUCUUUGAAAAGGUAAUGAAGGCAUCAGUUCCAGAACUUUUCGAAAGACAACCAAAUCUAUUGUAUUUAUUAAUUACAAUGAUUUCUCCAGAUCUCUUAAAACGACGUCACGUACCAAUUUAUAAAUGUCUACAAGGUCCAGGUGAAUAUGUCAUCACUUUUCCACAAGCUUAUCAUGCAGGUUUUAGUCAUGGUUUUACAAUUGCAGAAGCUGUUAAUUUUGCCCCAGCCGAUUGGAUACCAUUUGGUAGUAGCUCAAUAGAACGUUAUCAAAAGACCCAUCGUUCCUCAGUAUUCUCCCAUGAACAGCUAUUGUAUUCUAUUGCUAAUCGUCAACCUUCACCUGAAUUAUCACAUUGGUUAAGUAAAGAAUUCCAAAAAAUUAAAUCAAUAGAACAAUCAUCGCGUAAUCAAUUGAUAAAACAAAACCCACCGCUCAAAGUCGAAACAGCUAACCCAAAAUCAUUAGAAGAACUCUUAAAUAACGAACCACUUCAAUGUUACAUUUGUAAAUACGAUUGCUUCCUAUCCUAUGUAUCUUGCUGCGAACAUUCAGUCGAAUUUGAAGAGGAGAUUGAAUAUCAAUGGGUAUCUCAAAGAAAUAUUGGUAAUCUUCAACACUUGCAAGGUCAACACCAAAAAGUUUUAAAAGUUUGUUGUUUAUCUCAUUUUGAAGAUUUAUGUGAUUGCUCUCCCUCAAAAAAGAAAAUAGUUUCAAUUUUUUCAAUUGAUGAUUUGGAAAACACAAUUCAAAGUUUAAAUAGAAAUAUCAAUAAUGAUAACAUUAGUAAUAAAAACAAUACAAUAACAUCAGUAUCUACAUCCACACCCACACCCACAUGCACAUCAACAACACCUCAAACUAGAAAUAUGACCUCUCAUAAACCUGUAUAUAAAUUCCCAUCACCUUCUUCAAACGAUUUAGCUCCAACCCCUUCAUUUAAUUUGAUCUUUUCGAACAACAAAAAAUUAAAAAUAAAAUAA